AAAACCAGAAAGCAUUCCAAUUCAUUUCAAUGCCCAUUUUAGGGGUUUCAAAGAGCUUUAACAUUCAUUGUGCCCUACUCUCAAGAUUGUACAUGAUUUGUGAUUAAGUAUGUAGGCAGGUGUUGGUGAUGAAUUUAAGUGAAAUGAGAGAUACAGUUCAGUAGUUUAUAAUUAAGCAUGUGCCUGAGCUGGACACCCUCGGUGUUUGGGGAUGUUUGGACCAAAAGCUGAAUUCUGUAGCAUGGACAUGUUUAUGCUUCUAUCAGAUGCACCCUUUUUAUGGACAAUGCAUGCACAGUACAGUGGGUUCAAUGUAUUGCUUCAAAUGCUUCAGCAUUCUAUUUUUUAUAUGAGUUAACUAAGACUUUUGAAGAACCUAACACAUGUUCAGUUGAUGUUUUACAAAAACAUCUCCCUUUUUAAAGUCGUCUUCACUUGUACAGUCACUGAGGAAAAGCUAGAAUUAUUUCUGAUUUACCAAUCCACAAUUAAAUCCCUCUAUGUCAAGUGAAUUUUUUCCCAAUUCUGGUUCAUACAAGCUCUUAGUGACACAAACAAGCCAGAUCUAUGUACGGUCACAACAAACCAAACCCACAACAUAAGUCAGCCAGUCUCUGCUGAACAUCACCACCCUGGUGCAUUUUUCCAUCUUUACCUUUCAUUGGGAAGCAAACUGACUAGUGUGUUCUGUCUCAAAUAGUUCUUGUCAACACUCCAACGAUUCUUGGGGUUUUGGAAAUGUCGUCCCUUCUUUCCUGUAAGAGGUGUGUGGAUAAUAGUGAAGAGCAGAUGCUGCUGAUAGAAGAAAGGCCUGAUUUGAUUCAUUCUCUGGAUCCUAGGAGGUGUUACAGCAGCAAGCGAGAUGGCUUAGCAAACUCUAAUUGCAGAAAGGAGGAGAGAGAAUGUCAAGCACCCCACGAGAGUUUGGAUUAUUUACCUUCACACAGCAGAGUUUACAAGAAGUGGCUACAGGAGAAAACGUACAGAACUGACUGGGAUCGAUGGAUGUUGAUGGGGCUAAUUGGAAUAGGAGUAGGAAUGCUGGGAUUCCUGACACAUCAGAUAAUUGACUAUCUCAUCAAACUAAAAUGGGAACUGGUGAAAAAUUACCUCCAGAACGGCAACUUCCACAUGACCUGGAUUUGCAUACUUGGGUCAGGACUGGCCAUGAUUGUUGUAUCUUCAGGGCUAGUGGUGUUCUUUUGCCCAGCAGGUGCACCGUAUGGGCUUCCAGAAGUCAUUGGGUUUCUGAAUGGUGCUUCUAUUCUACACAUUUUUAAUGUCAAGACUUUUUUGGGGACGUUUGUUUCUUGUGUGCUGGCUGUGGCGUCUGGGCUCUUCUGUGGACCGGAAGGCCCUAUGAUUCACUUAGGGGCAAUAAUAGGGUGUGGCCUGACCCAGUUCAAGUCAGACAUCCUCGGAAUUCAGCUGCCCUUCUUCACCAGGUUUUGGAAUUCAGCUGAUAAGAGGAAUUUCAUUACAGCUGGUGCAGGAGCAGGAAUAGCCUCGGUAUUCCGUGCUCCUGUGGGUGGACUCUUGUUCACAUUGGAAGAGGUGGCCUCUUUCUGGGACAUCAGACUGGCCUGGCAAACUUUCUUCUGCUGCUUGAUGGCUGCCUUCACUACGGAUUUACUCUCUUCAUCUCUUUCUGGGUUUGUUUACAGAGGUCAUUUUGGAUUUUUCAAAGCAGAGAAAAGAAUUUUAUUUUGGGUUAAAAACUUGCUGGAUAUGAGUGUCUUGGCCUUCGUUCCAACCAUUUUCCUUGGAAUACUUGGAGGACUUUUUGGAGCUCUCUUUGUUUCCCUAAAUAUAAAGAUUAAUAAAUUACGUGAGCGUUUCUUUAGCUCAAUUCAAAAAACAUCCCUCAGAAAAACAAGCAAGCUCUUGGAAUCUGUGCUGGUUCUUGUGUGUACCAUCACUGUUACAGUCUACUUGCCAUAUUUCUUUUCUUGCACUCCAGUCAUGAGUCUGAGAACUUUGCAGCUGAAGAACAGUUCAGAAAUCAUAAGCCCAUUUGAGAGAGAAAUUUCGGAAUAUAGUUGUCCAUCAGGCACAGUGUGGAUAGGACCAGAUGGAGUCAAAUAUUCCAAUCAAACCUUUAAUGAAGCAGCUGCACUCCUAGCUGAGAACGGUAAGCGAGGAAUCAUGUACUUGUUCAGACGUGGGACGCAUGAAGAGUUUGGAUAUCUCUCUCUCAUUACAGCUCUGGCAUUUUAUUUCCUUCUCUCUUGCUGGACUGCGGGUUCUGCUGUUGCUAGUGGCCUGGUUAUACCCAUGUUGUACACAGGAGCUUUAUAUGGCAGGAUAGUUGGCCUGAUACUUGUGUCCAUUUUUGGUGUUCAGACCAAUGAACAAGGGGCAUGGAUUGAUCCGGGACUCUUUGCUGCUGUUGGAGCUGCUUCUUUUUUCAGCGGUGUGUCAAGACUAACCAUCUCCCUCACAGUUAUCAUGGUAGAGAUCACAAACGAUGUACAGUCCUUGCUACUUGUGAUGCUGGCUGUCAUGGUGGCCAAGAUGGUCGGUGACUGGUUUAACAUGUCCCUGUAUAGCUCCUUACUGAAGUUGAAAGGCAUUCCUUACUUAGACUCUGAACCUCUUGCUAGCCACAGGAAAAAAAGGUUAAACCUGGAAUUGUUUUUUGCCAGCGAUGUCAUGAAGCCUUGUGUUAGAGUCCUCCACUUGAGGGAAAACAUUGCCUCACUGGCUCAGCUUCUUGCUAGCACUAGCCACGGUGGAUUCCCAGUGGUUUACAAACCCAAGCCAGACCAAGUAGAGGUGUUCCUAGGUACUAUUACAAGGUUAGAACUAUGCAUGCUGCUGGAACAUGAAGCCAUCUUUGAAACAGAGACUAACCACGAUUCUCUUUCCUGCUGUCCUUUUCUCCUCUACCAGAAGAUAACGGUGGAGAAGUUGCCUGAUCCACCACAGAUGACCACGCUGCUGAAUCGCUACAGUACAGAUCCUCAGUAUCAGCAACUCUUCAUCAAUCUGGAGCCGUACAUAAACAAAUCAGCGGUGUCGGUUCAGGCUCAUUUCUCUCUGCAACGCACAUAUAUCAUCUUUCGGACCUUGGGGCUUCGCCACCUGACAGUUGUUGACCUACAGAACCGAGUUGUUGGGAUAAUAACCAGGAAAGAUCUGAUGUCUUUCCAGCUGGAGGAGAGGCUGGCGCGUCAACUGGCAUCGCAGAAACAUGACUCAGAUGAGCAGCCCUUAGAUUAGGAAAAGAGAACAGAACUGUGAAUGUUUCAUUUCUUAAGCUUUGUCACUUUAAUUUUUUCUGCAUUUUUCUUAGGUAAAGGAAAAAAUGGAUAUAACUGUGCUGUUAGAUUCCUUUAGGGCAGGGAAGUUCAAAAGGCAUCCUACCUGGGCCCUUAAAUGUAUCCUACCACUAGCUCCCUUGAACCAUAGGAUGAUGGCAAAGUUCAUUGACUGCAGAUUUGACAGGGCACUGGGUGAGAUGGACCAUUGGUCUGACCCAGUAUGGCUGUUCUUAUGUAUGUUCUUAUAUUUUUAAGGCUUGUGAACUAAAUCAGGAAUUUUCUACUCAUCUACCAUGGAAGGCAGAAGUACAAGCAGAUAUGAAGGUUGAGGUUAAAAUGUCCAAAAGCAUCUAUUUUCAAACGUGACAUAGUCAUUUAGCAGCCUAAGUCCUGCUGAUUUUCAUUGAGACUUAUUUCAGAG
This is a messenger RNA of Chrysemys picta bellii (western painted turtle), 3684 nucleotides long. RefSeq names its product chloride channel protein C-like. Gene Ontology annotation, cellular component: intracellular membrane-bounded organelle; membrane. Gene Ontology annotation, biological process: chloride transport; transmembrane transport. NCBI's taxonomy places the organism in Eukaryota, Metazoa, Chordata, Testudines, Emydidae. The record is from RefSeq and is a predicted model, not a curated record. Gene Ontology annotation, molecular function: voltage-gated chloride channel activity.